GUGCUUAUGGGGGACGUGAAGGAUAGGAAGUGGCCGUUAGUAAUGGAGGCGUUGUUCGCGCGUGCAGUUUUCUUCCCGAGUCUGGGUUAUAACAUCUUCAUGUCGAAGGUGUGGGGCCGGCAUUGGUAUGACCGCAUCGAUCGGACUGUCAUCAUCGGGGCGCUACCUUUCCGCUCACUCACCGAUGAGUUAGUAAAGAAAGAGAAUGUUCGAGGAGUGAUAACCAUGACUGAAGACUAUGAAACCAAAUUUUUUGUGAAUACAACAAAGGAAUGGGAAUCCUUUGGCGUGGAACAGUUGCGUCUCAGCACAGUUGAUAUACUUGGAGUACCAAAAUUAGAAGACCUGAGAAAAGGCGUUGAUUUUCUUACUAAACAUCGUAAAAAUGGAACCAGUGUCUAUGUACACUGUAAGGCUGGACGAUCACGCAGUGCCACUAUGGUGGCAGCAUAUUUAAUUAAUCUGCAUCACUGGACUCCAAAGAAAGCCUGUGAUUAUAUUGCUUCAAUCAGACCUCAUAUUAUAAUUCGUAGUGGACAGUUUAAAAUUUUGAAGAGCUAUUAUGAUGAUCUGUUCCCAGGAGAACCAGACAUACUGUUCGAAGCAAAACGCUCUGCAGCUUUCAAGUAGUGCAGCACAACAUUUGUGGACAUUGAAAUGCUAAUAUCCUCAAGUGACUGAAAGGUUUAAAAGCGAGAAUGAUAACUGGCAAGAAUAUGGUUAAAGUGGCCACUUUCUGUGAUCAGCAGACACCAGUUGGUUUGUUUUUGUUUGUGUAGCAUGAAAGGCAAUGUUGUACAGUUGUACUAAUGUAAAUAUCAAUCAGCUUUGAAUUUUUGUUUAUAAAUAGCAAAUAUCUCAACAAUGUCAAAGUAACUUAUAGACCAAGCAGGAUAGUUCUUUGAAGAAAAAUUCAGACACCCUGGAAACUUGAUGCUCUUACAUUUAAAUUUCAUUGGAAAUUAAUUAACAACAAUUUAUUGAGCUAGGUGUCAAUUGUACAUUUAAAUGCUGUAUUGCAGUGUUUAAGGAGAUAGCUUGGGUUAGUAAAGAAUCUUUUGUUUUUCUUUUUUUAAAAAAAAAUUGUUGUAUGGAACUAACUUGCCAUCUGUCCAUUGGAAAAGAACAGUAAAAUAACAGCAUUUGUCAUUAAUGAGGUUUAAGUGUUGGCUGAGCUUUGUUAACACCAUAAUUCCAUGUUCUCAGCAAGGAGCUUUGUCUUGCAAAAAGCUUUGACCUGAUCCUGCUAAAGGUAUGAGAUUGAAGUAUUACUCUGGAAAAAGUACCCAUAAGCAAAAUCUAGUUAUGACCUGUACUAUGUAAAAAUGUAUUUCACUGAGAUGCAAUUAAAAUCCUUUUAUGUUUUGUA
Messenger RNA from Hemiscyllium ocellatum (epaulette shark), 1369 nucleotides. RefSeq names its product protein tyrosine phosphatase mitochondrial 1 (gene ptpmt1). NCBI's taxonomy places the organism in Eukaryota, Metazoa, Chordata, Chondrichthyes, Orectolobiformes, Hemiscylliidae. The transcript is spliced from 4 exons. The record is from RefSeq and is a predicted model, not a curated record. Gene Ontology annotation, biological process: protein dephosphorylation. Gene Ontology annotation, molecular function: phosphatidylglycerophosphatase activity; protein tyrosine/serine/threonine phosphatase activity; phosphatidylinositol-4,5-bisphosphate 5-phosphatase activity. The coding region runs from base 7 to 630 and encodes 207 amino acids.